UGUGUGUUACGUUCCUGGGAAGGUUCUACCAGAGUCUAAAGGACAACAAUGUUGAGUUCACACCUGCCAGUAUUGAAAAGGAGCUCUUGAAAUCCUGCAAAGAAGCAAAAGGCAAAGAGAACCGCCUGUGCUAUUACAUUGGGGCCACAAGUGAUGCAGCCACCAAAAUCAUUAACGAGGUAUCAAAGCCCAUGAGUCAUCACAUCCCUGUGGAAAAGAUCUGUGAGAAACUAAAGAAGAAAGACAGUCAGAUCUGUGAACUAAAAUAUG
This is a messenger RNA of Balearica regulorum gibbericeps (East African grey crowned-crane), 270 nucleotides long. Lineage: Eukaryota; Metazoa; Chordata; Aves; Gruiformes; Gruidae. The record is from RefSeq and is a predicted model, not a curated record.